This is a messenger RNA of Chelmon rostratus (copperband butterflyfish), 1692 nucleotides long. RefSeq names its product copine VII (gene cpne7). Gene Ontology annotation, molecular function: calcium-dependent phospholipid binding. Gene Ontology annotation, biological process: cellular response to calcium ion. NCBI's taxonomy places the organism in Eukaryota, Metazoa, Chordata, Actinopteri, Chaetodontiformes, Chaetodontidae. The coding region runs from base 1 to 1692 and encodes 563 amino acids. The record is from RefSeq and is a predicted model, not a curated record. Gene Ontology annotation, cellular component: plasma membrane. The transcript is spliced from 15 exons.
AUGAAUGACGCUCAGGAGGCCACCUCCCCCGCGACCAGCCUCAGUGGCCCAGCUACCUGCGUCUCCAAAGUAGAGCUGCGCGUGUCCUGCAAAGCUCUGCUGGACCGAGACACGCUGAACAAGUCAGACCCCUGUGUCAUACUCAUGGUACAGACCAACGGACAGUGGACAGAGCUGGACCGGACAGAAGUGAUCAAGAGCAACUUGCACCCAGUGUUCGCCAAGGUUUUCUCGCUGGACUACUACUUUGAGGAGGUUCAGAAGCUGCGAUUUGAAGUCUACGACAUCCAUGGCACUCACAGCAUCGGGACCCGCGAUGACGACUUUCUGGGUGGGGUGGAGUGCACACUUGGCCAGAUCGUGGCCCAGAAGAAGAUGGUGAAGCCUUUAUUGCUGAAAUAUGGGAAAUAUGCCGGCAAGUCCACCAUCACGGUGCACGCUGAGGAAAUUUCUGGCAACAACGGGUAUGUGGAGCUCUUCUUCUGUGCAAAGAAGCUUGAUGACAAGGAUCUCUUCAGCAAGUCAGACCCAUUUUUGGAAAUAUACAGAAUCAAUGACGACGAAACCGAACAGCUUGUGCACAGAACUGAGGUGAUUAAAAACAACCUGAAUCCUGUGUGGGAGCCCUUCAAAGUGUCUCUCAUAUCCCUGUGCAGCUGUGAUGAGGAGCGGAAGCUCAAGUGCCUAGUGUGGGAUUAUGACUCAAGGGGGAAGCACGACUUCAUCGGCGAGUUCUACGCCACGUUCAGGGAAAUGCAGAAAAUCUCAAGUGGAAAUAAGGUGACGUGGGAUUGUGUGAAUCCCAAGUACAAACAGAAGAAGAGAAACUACAAGAAUUCAGGAGUUGUCAUCCUCAGUGACCUUAAGCUCCACAGAGUGUACUCCUUCUUGGAUUACAUCAUGGGAGGAUGCCAGAUUCACUUUACGGUUGCCAUUGACUUCACAGCCUCCAAUGGAGACCCCAGGAACAGCUGCUCAUUGCACUACAUCAACCCUUACCAGCCCAACGAGUACCUGAAGGCUCUGAUAGCAGUGGGGGAGAUCUGUCAAGACUAUGAUAGUGACAAACGAUUCUCAGCUUUGGGGUUUGGUGCCAGAAUUCCUCCAAACUAUGAGGUGUCACAUGACUUUGCCAUAAAUUUUAACCCAGAGGAUGAUGAAUGUGAAGAGAUCCAAGGCGUGGUUGAGGCAUACCAAAACUGCCUUCCUAAGAUCCAAUUGUAUGGCCCAACCAAUGUCUCCCCCAUCAUCAACAGAAUAGCGAAGCUGGCAGCAGGAGACGGCAACAUUAAAGAUGCUUCUCGAUACCACAUCCUGCUCAUCCUCACGGAUGGUGUAGUGACAGACAUGGCAGACACGCGUGAAGCCAUUGUACGAGCCUCCUACCAGCCCCUCUCCAUAAUCAUUGUCGGUGUGGGCAAUGCAGACUUCACAGACAUGCAGAUUUUGGAUGGAGAUGAUGGAGUGCUACGCUCACCGAAGGGCGAACCGGUCCUCAGGGACAUUGUGCAGUUUGUGCCCUUCAGAGACUUCAAAACGGCUUCACCUGCAGCCCUGGCCAAAUGUGUUCUGGCGGAGGUGCCCAAGCAAGUCGUAGAGUACUACAGCCAUAAGGCCAUCUCCCCUAUGUGUCCUGUGAGGGACUUACUGACCCCCAUCCUCAGCCCAGUCGCCACCACCCCAACAGAAUAA